This is a messenger RNA of Exophiala viscosa, 2031 nucleotides long. RefSeq names its product COP9 signalosome complex subunit 2. The transcript has 2 exons. The record is from RefSeq and is a predicted model, not a curated record. Lineage: Eukaryota; Fungi; Ascomycota; Eurotiomycetes; Chaetothyriales; Herpotrichiellaceae. Gene Ontology annotation, biological process: protein deneddylation. The coding region runs from base 258 to 1778 and encodes 506 amino acids. Gene Ontology annotation, cellular component: COP9 signalosome.
CGUAGCAUCAUAUUGAUCUGGCAUGCGCCAGCUUCACUUGAGCCUCAUUAACCAUACCACGGCUACAUCCACACAUUGCUUGAUUGUUCAUUUUACUUCUCCUUGACUGCUCUUUAUUUCUUCCCUUCCCUCACGUUAGCGAACAGCUCUGGUACACUAGCAAUUUCUUUAAGCCUCCUUCAAAGGCAACAACGGCCUCUUGAACUUCACUACUCCUGCGCCACCCAAGCCGACACCCAUCAUUCUUCACCGCCAACAUGUCCGACGACGACGAUUUCAUGCAAGACUCUGAUGCAGAGCAAUAUGACUUCGAAUACGAAGACGACGACGACGCCGAAACAGGCGACGUCGACAUCGAAAACAAAUACUACAACGCCAAACAACUCAAACUUGACAACCCAGAAGACGCGGUCGCCGAAUUCCUGGGCGUUCCCGACCUCGAACCCGAAAAAGGCGACUGGGGCUUCAAAGGCCUCAAACAAGCCAUCAAGCUCGAAUUCGCGCUGGGCCGAUACGACAAUGCCGUCAAACACUACAAGGAACUCCUCACGUAUGUCAAGUCGGCGGUCACGAGGAACUACAGUGAAAAGUCCAUCAAUAACAUGCUAGACUACAUUGAAAAAGUGGCCACGGAACAAACAGCAUACAAAUGCAUGGAGGAGUUCUACUCGUUGACGCUAGACACAUUCCAAGCGACGAACAAUGAGAGAUUAGCACUCAAGACAAAUCUCAAAUUGGCGAAACUAUAUCUCGACAAGAAAGACUACAAUCUACUCACGAACAAAGUCCGAGAAAUACAUCAGGCGUGCCAGAAAGAGGACGGGACGGACGAUCCGGGCAAAGGCACAUAUUCGCUGGAAGCAUACGCGUUGGAGAUCCAGAUGUACGCGGAAAUGAAGAACAACAAGCGCCUCAAGUCACUGUACCAAAAGGCUCUGACCGUUCGAUCGGCAGUGCCCCAUCCAAAAGUGCAAGGCAUCAUCCGGGAAUGUGGAGGCAAGAUGCACAUGAGCGAGGAGAACUGGAAAGAGGCUCAGAGCGACUUUUUCGAGUCGUUCAAAAACUACGACGAGGCUGGUUCAAUGCAGCGGAUACAAGUCCUGAAAUACUUGGUGUUGACCACCAUGCUUAUGAAGUCGGACAUCAACCCAUUCGACUCACAGGAGACUAUGCCAUACAGGAGCGAUCCACGCAUAUCAGCCAUGACUGAUCUCGUCGAUGCCUAUCAGCGUGACGACAUCCACCAGUACGAGUCUAUCCUGAAAGGCAACCAGGAUCUACUGGCGGAUCCCUUUAUCGCCGAGAAUAUUGACGAAGUAAGCCGCAACAUGCGCACCAAAGCCGUCCUCAAAUUGAUCGCCCCCUACACUCGCUUCACCUUGCAAUUCAUUUCCAAGCACAUCAAGAUCCCGGUCAGUGAAGUACAGGACAUACUAGGAGUGUUGAUCGUGGAUAAGAAGCUGCAGGCGAAGAUCAAUCAGGAAAAUGGCACUGUGCUGGUGGAGACAGGAGCGGGUGAUACACAACACUUAUCACGUUUGCGUGACUGGACAUCUGCUGCUGAUAGUCUAUGGACGACGGUCCUGAAUGACGGUGACGGGUUCAAGCCAGAGGACAGUCAGGGCGCGGGGUCGUUCGGUGGCAUGAUCAACUUUCCCAUGGGUAUGGAAACUGGCAAUUCCAUUCCCGGUCGAGGAUCUGGUCGUGGUGCUGCUCGCCGCGGCGGCGGUCAUGCUCGCGGUGGCGCAAGCGCGAAGCUGUUUGUACCGCCCGGGUGAAACCUGUCAAAAAGCGGGAGCGGGAGCGGCGCGGAUGGGAUCAGCAAUUAUGGUCUUUGGCCUGCCCUCCUCUUGCCUUUUCCACAAGCUCGUUGGCUGGAACCCACGUUGUGAAACGUACCAUGCGUUGCAUGCAAUUGAUAGGAUGUCGGGGAGUACAUCAGGUGCCCACCGAGUUGACAGUAUUAUGUCAAAGGCGCGCAUGUCAUGGCUGGAAGGCAUCAAAUUGCCGGGACGGCCAGUCCUUGAAGGG